UCCUAAAUUUUGGUUCUUAUGAAAAAAAUCCCAUCUAAGGAUUUAUUAGUUUUUGGUUAGUCUUGGAUAUCCGGAAUAUAGGUAUUUACUUAUGGGACAUACGUAUAGUAUAUUAUACACAUUUUUCAAUGGACACGCCAAUCAUAAUCAAUUAAUAGGUACUGUUAAAUAUAUAACACAUACGAGUAUGUAUAUUUUUGUAUUUAAAUAUGUUAUAUAAAAGACAAUAAUAUUAUACAUAUUGUAGAAAAAUAAUUACAAAUUUGUAAAUGUAUUAAUUAGCAGCAACUAGGUGUUUAUUUCGUUAGGCGUACUAUCGGCAUAUUGGCCCCAGAUCAGACAGAAUGUUUUUCUAUAGCUUUAGCGUACAUAUUAUUUAGCUUUUGUUAAGAAUCAAAUAAAAAAUACUUACCACUGUUACUAUAAGCGACAAAAUUGACAUUUUUCGUUUACCAGGCAAGUAAGUAUUAAUUAGUGUUCCCUAAUUUGAUUUUCUAACCCUUCAUUCCAUUCUGUUUCCUCUUAUACUUUUAUUCGAAACUCUUAAUUCAACAACUCAUUAAAAUAUCGUUUCUGUCUCAUAUCAUAAUCUCUUGUCUAUAAUAAUGAUGUCGUAUACGAUUUUACGUACCACUAGCGGGUAAUAUUUAACCUAUUUUGGUUACGUCAACUGAAUAGAGUUAUUAUGGUUUAAUAGUAUUUUUAUGGUGUUAUUUAAAAUCUAUUAAAAGUCCCUUAAUUAGUACAGUAUUAUUUAUAACAACGCAUACUGUAUAGUUAUAUAUAUAUAACUAUAUAUAUAUUAUAAAGAACGUUGGUGGUUAGCUACACUGCCGUAUUAAAAAUCCUUAUAAUGACGUAACGGGGUCGAUUUAAAAAAAAAAUAUAUUCAGUAAAACUACUUACAAAAAAUGAUUUCCUGAAACUAUAUGGUUUUAUUGUUGAAAAUCCGAACAAAUAUAUUUAUAAGUUUUAUUUUACUAAUGCUUGGCAUGUUUAAUUAUACCCCUUUUCUUUGAUCUCCAAAUAGAUUCUUUUAACAGACUAUAGUAUAAAAUAUAAAAUAUAUUUUCUUAUACUAUUCUCAAAAUUACAUCGAAGCAUUAUUUCAACUUUACUGCGCUAGCUUCUUAGACCUUAGUUCUUACCGCGUUGGUUAACAAUUAAAGUUUCGUUUAUAACCGUAAAUCGAAACGUCUUAAAAAAUUAUUAAGCAUUACACCGAAAUACGCUUAUACCCUAGUGUAUAUUUUUUUGUGCUUACACAUUUUUUUAAAUAUUUUAUUCUUAUUACUAGGUAUGCAACCACAAGAUACACAACAGACUAUAUCUUCGCACUAAGACAAAUAAUGUCAAAAUAUUACGAAUUUGAAAAGGAACUAAACUUGCAUUUGGUUUUUGUGGAUUACAAGCAGGCAUAUGUUAGUGUAGACAGAGAAGAGCUUUGGAAGACAAUGGUAAUUUUGGGAAUACCCAAAAGAUAUGUGAACUUAUGCUACGGGAAAACAUUUUGCAGAGUGUGCUAUUUGCAAGGCAUCUCAGAAGAAGCUGGAUAUAAACACAAGUUUUGUAUUAUAAUAUUAUGUUAAAAGUUAAUUUUAAAGAAAAUGUUGGUUAACGCUAAUAGGUUGGGAUUCAAACAAUUCUAUACCUAAUCCAAAGUAGGGUAUCCACUAGGAAACUUAAAUACGUUCCCUGCACAAAUUCUGCUUAUUCGAGGGACGUCACAAAUUUGUACAUAUUUAAGAUGUUUAAUUUAGAGUUUUGUUGCACUAUAUAUAUAUAUAUAUUUAUAUAUUUCGUUUUAAACCCGAUUACAGCAACUUGAAGCGUAUAUUAUAAACAAAAACAAUACUGUUUUAUAUUGUGUAUGGAUUUAAUAGCGUACCUACUAGUUUUAAAAUGCGUAAUUGACACUAAUCGUAUUUUCCCGACAUUAAAUGUAUUAUGGGUCUGGAAAAUCUAAAAAAAUGCAUUAGAAUAUUAUGAAAUGUUGGCCGUGACUAGCAAAUUAGUGGAAGGGCGAAAGUAUUUAACAAAGGAUUUUGUUGAAAUCUAUCCAUCUGUGUACCUAUAUAGCAGUUAGUGAUCAAGCGGUAAAUAUAAAUAUAUAUAUAUAUAUAUAUGUGUGUGUGAUUAUUGAAUGUUACGAUAUUAUUUUGUUCGCGGCUACUAAUGAUAUUAUAUUUAGUAACGAGUUUCGGAACUAUAUCGUAAACUAUUAAUUUUUAGUGGAAUUCACUUCUUUAUAGUGUUUGUAAUAGUUGUACAAUAGAGGGACUUGUUUUACAGUGGUUUUCUUUCGUAAAAAAAUGUUUUAUAUUUUCUGUUGGAUAGUAUUUUUGGUUUCAAAUUCUGAAUCAACGGAUUCUGAACAUAAUGAAAUUUGGCAAUUCAGUGAUGACCAUGCCCACGUUCUUCCUCAAAGUUACGACUUUGUGGUAGUAGGUGCUGGUAGCGCGGGAGCCGUGGUAGCUAACAGACUGUCGGAAGUGAGUGACUGGAAGAUAUUGUUGAUUGAAGCUGGCCACGAUGCAAAUUAUUUUAUGGAUUUACCAGCAGGAGCCGGAAUAUUACAAACGACGGCAAUUAACUGGAAGUAUAAAACGGUGCCAAUGAACAAUUCAUGUUUAGGAUUUGAAGAAAAGCGAUGCAAGUUUCCUAGAGGAAAAGUGAUGGGCGGAUGUAGCAUUUUGAACUAUAUGAUAUACACCAGAGGUAAUUGGAGGGAUUACGAUAAUUGGGAAAAAAUGGGCAAUCCUGGUUGGAGCUACAAGGAUGUCCUGAAAUAUUUUAUGAAAUCUGAAAAUGCUGUGCUUUCACAGCCUGAUCCAGGAUAUCAUGGUCAUAAUGGAUUAUUAUCGAUAAAUAAUGUACCUUUUAGAACUCCAAUUGCUAAAGCAUUUGUGGAUUCUGGAAACGAAAUCGGAUUACCAAUUAUUGACUACAAUGGCAAACAUCAAAUCGGAAUUAAUUAUUUACAGGCUACCAUGAAAAAUGGUCGUCGCUGUAGCACAAAUACGGCUUUUAUUAUUCCAGCAAGUAGUAGGCCAAAUUUAGAAAUUAAAAAAUCUAGCAUGGCUACAAAAAUAUUAAUAGACAAAAAAACUAAAAAAGCUAUUGGAGUUGAUUUUUUGAUCGGCCUUACAAAGUACAGAGUUUACGUUAAGAAAGAAGUAAUUGUUUCAGGCGGAGCAGUAAAUUCUCCUCAAUUACUUAUGCUCUCAGGAAUAGGCCCGCAAAAACACUUGAAAGAUAAACGUAUCCCUCUUGUAAAAGAUUUACCCGUCGGCGAAAACUUAAUGGACCAUGUAGCUCUUGGUAGUUUAACAGUUUUGAUUAAUGAUACAGUAUCUUUAAAGUCUGGCAAACUAAUGAGAAAUCCGCAGAAUCUUUUGAACUACAUGACAAAUCACAAUGGACCGUAUACAGUACCAGGCGGUACAGAAGCUCUAGCGUUUUAUGAUACUAACAAUCCAAACGACCCCGAUGGUUAUCCUAAUUUAGAAUUAUUAUUAGUAUCUGGCUUAUAUUCUUCUGAUGACAUGGUGCACACACUAUUUGGACUAAGAAGAGAUGUUUACGACAAAGUUUACAAACCAACGGAAAACAUGGACGGGUUUGUAGUACUGCCAAUGAUUAUGUUGCCUAAAAGUAAAGGGCGUAUAUCGUUAAAUGAUGCAAAUCCACUACAUCAUCCAUUGAUUGACCCUAAUUAUUUUUCGAACGAGGCUGACUUGGACGUGGCUGUUGCUGGAGUCAGACUAUUUCAAAAAAUGUUAAGAACUGAUGCGAUGAAGAAGUUAAACGCUACAAUAUUGAAUACUCCAUUGCCUGGUUGUACUCAAUACCAGUUUGAUUCAAAUGACUAUUGGAAAUGCUCUGUCAGACAAAUUAGCUUUACAGUUUAUCAUUUAUCUGGAACUUGUAAAAUGGGCCCCGUUGGAGAUCAUACAGCUGUUGUGGAUCCAAGACUACGGGUACACGGAGUAAAAGGCUUAAGGGUCAUAGAUGCCUCAAUAAUACCCGAGAUACCAGCUGCUCAUACAAAUGCUCCGGCAAUAAUGAUAGGAGAAAAAGGAUCAGAUAUGAUCAAGGAAGACUGGGGUAUGUUGUAAUUUGUUGUAACUUUUACAUACAACAAAUCUAUCUUUGUACGUUCUUAAGUGUACAUAUUUUUUUCAAUAAUUAUUUUAAAAUAAAAUUUAGUAAAAUUAUACC
Molecule: messenger RNA, 4221 nt
Organism: Adelges cooleyi (spruce gall adelgid)
Lineage: Eukaryota; Metazoa; Arthropoda; Insecta; Hemiptera; Adelgidae
Product: glucose dehydrogenase [FAD, quinone]-like
Exons: 6
Coding region: 2313-4118 (601 amino acids)
Molecular function (GO): oxidoreductase activity, acting on CH-OH group of donors; flavin adenine dinucleotide binding
Source: RefSeq, a predicted model, not a curated record